CCGUGCUGGGAAAGGGGCGGGCCGCGGCGGGGCGGGGUCGCGUCUGCCGCGGCAACCGGGUGCGGCCGAGUGAGGGGCGCGAGCGCGGGCGCCGCUGGCUGGAAGGCAGUUCCCCGGGACCGCUGCUCGGUUCCUGAAUCCGCUGCGCGCCCCUGCUCGGUUCCUGAAUCCGCUGCGCGCCCCGGCCCGGCCACCGCCAGCGUACGGAAAGCUCCAGCCUGAGCCAUGUUUUUCACUUGUGGCCCAAAUGAGGCCAUGGUGGUCUCCGUCUUCCAUAUUCUAGCCCUACCCCUGGUGCUGCAGUUUACUGCCCUCUCACCUUGCAGGCUUCUGCCGAAGCCCCCCAGUCAUGGUGGCUGGAGGACGUGUCUUUGUCCUGCCCUGCAUCCAGCAAAUCCAGAGGAUCUCUCUCAACACACUGACCCUCAAUGUCAAGAGUGAAAAGGUUUACACUCGUCAUGGGGUCCCCAUCUCAGUCACUGGCAUUGCCCAGGUGAAAAUCCAGGGGCAGAACAAGGAGAUGUUGGCAGCUGCCUGCCAGAUGUUCCUGGGGAAGACGGAAGCUGAGAUUGCCCACAUUGCACUGGAGACUCUGGAGGGCCACCAGAGAGCUAUCAUGGCUCACAUGACUGUGGAGGAAAUCUAUAAGGACAGACAGAAAUUUUCAGAGCAAGUUUUCAAAGUGGCCUCCUCAGACCUGGUCAACAUGGGCAUCAGUGUGGUUAGCUACACCCUGAAGGACAUUCAUGAUGAUCAGGACUAUUUACACUCCUUAGGGAAGGCUAGAACAGCUCAAGUCCAAAAAGAUGCUCGGAUUGGGGAGGCAGAAGCCAAAAGAGAUGCUGGGAUCCGGGAAGCCAAAGCUAAGCAGGAGAAGGUGUCUGCCCAGUACCUGAGUGAGAUCGAGAUGGCCAAGGCACAGAGAGACUAUGAGCUAAAGAAGGCCACAUAUGACAUCGAGGUCAAUACCCGCCGCGCACAGGCUGACCUCGCCUAUCAGCUUCAGGUGGCCAAAACUAAGCAGCAGAUCGAGGAGCAGCGGGUCCAGGUGCAGGUGGUGGAGCGGGCCCAGCAGGUGGCAGUGCAGGAACAGGAGAUCGCCCGCCGAGAGAAGGAGCUGGAGGCCCGAGUUCGGAAGCCCGCAGAAGCCGAGCGCUACAAGCUGGAGCGCCUAGCUGAGGCAGAGAAGUCCCAGCUGAUCAUGCAAGCUGAGGCAGAAGCUGAGUCUGUGAGGAUGCGUGGGGAGGCCGAGGCCUUUGCCAUAGGGGCUCGAGCUCGGGCCGAGGCUGAGCAGAUGGCCAAGAAGGCAGAAGCGUUCCAGCUGUAUCGUGAGGCCGCUCAGCUAGACAUGCUGCUGGAGAAGCUGCCCCAGGUAGCAGAGGAGAUCAGUGGUCCCCUGACCUCAGCCAAUAAGAUCACACUGGUGUCCAGUGGAGGUGGGACCAUGGGGGCGGCCAAAGUGACUGGGGAAGUACUGGACAUCCUGACCUGCCUGCCGGAGAGUGUGGAGAGACUCACAGGCGUCAGCAUCACCCAGGUUAACCACAAGCCUUUGCGAACAGCCUGAGCCAACCUUUGCUCCAGUACCUAGCCUCGUGGUUGCCAGAAUAGUACCCAUACUGCAUGCACAACUGGCUUCCCUGAGCAUGCCCUUGACAGUGGGGUACUCCCCCAUCUCCUUGCCAAAUAGCCUGUGCCUUCCCUUGGAGGGGAAGGGUUGCUCUUCCCAGCCCCACACUGCCAAGACUACCAGUCCCCCAGGGGUUCCAUGCCAGCCUUCUGAUUAUCUUACCCCAAUUUAACUUCCUAGACCACAUGCACCUAUUGUCCAGAAUUUUCCUGACCAAAACUGAGGGAUGGCCUGAGGUUAACUUUGUCAAAUCAAUUGCUGUUAAAAAGCACUAAUACUGGUUAACAAUUAAUAAAGCAGAACUCAUUCAAAAUUAA
Messenger RNA from Mustela lutreola (European mink), 1947 nucleotides. It is a transcript of the gene FLOT1, whose product is annotated as flotillin 1. NCBI's taxonomy places the organism in Eukaryota, Metazoa, Chordata, Mammalia, Carnivora, Mustelidae. Bases 350 to 1567 code for a protein of 405 amino acids. Gene Ontology annotation, cellular component: plasma membrane. The transcript is spliced from 13 exons. Gene Ontology annotation, biological process: protein localization to plasma membrane; positive regulation of cell-cell adhesion mediated by cadherin; protein kinase C signaling. The record is from RefSeq and is a predicted model, not a curated record.